Acanthoscelides obtectus is the source of this 1154-nucleotide messenger RNA. NCBI's taxonomy places the organism in Eukaryota, Metazoa, Arthropoda, Insecta, Coleoptera, Chrysomelidae. The record is from the annotation of a GenBank genome assembly.
GUUAUUUUAUUAUUUGCCUCUUAUUUCUUAUGAACAUUGAACUUAACAUAUGUUAUGAUUGGGUAAUAGUAUAAUUAUAUAAUAAAUAAAACAAGAUUCCUAAAUUUUCGACAACUGCCAUGAUACUUUGCCUACUUCAGUUAUAAAAUAGUCACUUAGAACAUUUCUGAUAUUAUUAGCUGCCCUUCCACCUUGCAUAUUUGCUUGUGCCGGCAAAUCAGUCUUACCCACAACUGUCAUGGUACCUGAAAGUAAAAAAAAAAUAAACAAUAAAUUGAAAAUCUAUAAUUCGAGUCUAGUAUUGUUGAAUAUUUUUUUUGUUACAGGUCAACUAGUUCUUAAAAGGUGGAAUAAUAUCAGAGACCAGUGGCUUAAAUGGAGGAAUCGAGACAAAAACUCGAAAAAAUCAGGAGCAGCUGCAUCAAAACUGCGAAAGUAUUUGUAUCACGAACAACUAAAUUUUCUAGAGCAAGGCUUAUAUCACCGGUCAACUGAUGCAAGCAUGGCCUAUGAGCACUCAGAUGAAGCAGAAAGUCAGCAGCAAACUGAAGAGCUCCAGUCAGCAGAAGAUCAAGGGACGGCGACUCCGGAUGCAACUAAGCAGACUUCGCAAACUCCAACUGCAAAAAUCCCUUCCGUGAAGACCACAUCUGUGCAACAGUCAACGAGGAAGAGGAAGCGAACCCUCGACGAAUUUGAGCUAAGGAUGCUUAAAUCGGUAGAGGCAGGAGACCAAGAGGACCGUCAUAUGCAAUUUUUUAAGGGCAUUCUUCCAUCUGUUCAAAAGUUCACAGACAACCAGGUUGUAGAUUUUCAGAUGGGAGUUCUGCAGGUGAUUAAAAACAUUCAAAACACUGUCUCUAUUCCAACAACCCAACCUCAACAGCUGCAGAUUUAUGCUCCUCCAUGCUCUCAACAACACACACACCAGUACCCCUGCAGCUCUCCAUUACAGAACUCUCAGCAAUAUCCCUCUUCUGACCUUUCAUACACUCCACUGCUAGGCAGGGUCUCUAGUCAACAUCAUGAAACGAUUCCAUCGAGUACCAUAUCUACAAACAUCAUAUCUCCUGGUUCUAAUGACACACAAUCUAGUAGUAAUUAUAGCAAUUUGACAUCCCCUUUCUCACAUAAUUCAGAUAUUGACUUUUGAU